AUAAUUUCCGGUAGCGAAAGCGGGCCGCCGCGAAGCACGCUAGGAGUUCUAAUUUAACUCUGCGAAAGAAAGGGCCAUGUCGGGCUGUCUCUGUAAGAGAGCAGAGCCGUUCUCGAGAGGUUCCAGACGUCAGGAACUCACAUAAAAGGUUAAAGUGAAGAUUACUCCUUCCAAUACAAAGAAAAUACGUCUUCCGGAACAUCGUGGAAACAUCCGCAAGCGUGCACGGCCCUUGUAACGUUCCGCACUGACGCGUGGGGAAAGCUGACCUCCUCCUCUCACGUAAUCCCGGCACCACUCUGUGAUUGGCUGCUGUGGGGGCGCGGCGCUCGGGGGCGAAGGCCCUCGAUUGGUCCUUCCGGGCAGCGGGCCGGUGCUCGGGCUGUAGCCGCGGGAGGUCCGGAUACCGACGGCCAUGGGGCUCCCGGGUGAUAAACGCCACACAUCUUGACUGGGUUGCUCUGAAGACUGAUGUCUAAACCUUCUCAGUAUGGCCUUUAGAGGAGGAGAUUGGCAUGGCCUGCCUCCCUCAGCUGCACUCCCCUGCACUAAUACUGGAAGGUAUUCCACAUGUAGAACUCAGACCCAUAACAUAUGCAUGGUGUCGGACUUUUUCUACCCCAAUAUGGGGGGCGUGGAAAGCCACAUUUACCAGCUCUCUCAGUGCCUGAUCGAAAGAGGGCACAAGGUUAUAAUUGUCACCCACGCCUAUGGAAAUCGAAAAGGCAUCCGUUAUCUCACUAAUGGCCUCAAAGUCUAUUACUUGCCUCUGAAAGUCAUGUACAACCAAUCUACAGCUACCACCCUCUUUCACAGUCUGCCAUUGCUCAGGUACAUAUUUGUUCGGGAAAGAGUCACGAUAAUCCAUUCACAUAGCUCAUUUUCUGCCAUGGCCCACGACGCCCUCUUCCACGCCAAGACCAUGGGGCUGCAGACAGUCUUCACGGACCAUUCGCUUUUUGGCUUCGCUGAUGUCAGCUCGGUGCUUACAAACAAGCUUCUGACUGUGUCUCUUUGCGACACAAACCACAUAAUCUGUGUGUCCUACACCAGUAAGGAAAACACUGUUCUAAGAGCCGCACUGAACCCUGAAAUAGUGUCCGUCAUUCCGAAUGCCGUAGAUCCUACUGACUUCACUCCAGACCCAUUUAGACGGCACGACAGUGUAGUGACUAUUGUCGUUGUCAGCAGACUUGUUUACAGAAAAGGGACUGAUUUGCUUAGUGGCAUAAUCCCCGAGCUCUGUCAGAAAUACCCAGAUUUAAAUUUCAUCAUUGGAGGAGAGGGACCAAAGAGAAUCAUUUUGGAAGAAGUACGGGAAAGAUACCAGCUACAUGACAGGGUACGUCUCUUGGGAGCCUUAGAACACAAGGAUGUUAGAAAUGUCUUAGUUCAAGGACAUAUUUUUCUUAAUACCUCCCUCACUGAAGCGUUCUGCAUGGCAAUUGUGGAAGCAGCCAGUUGCGGUUUACAGGUUGUAAGUACCAGGGUUGGUGGAAUUCCUGAGGUACUUCCCGAAAAUCUUAUUAUUUUAUGUGAGCCUUCAGUAAAAUCUUUGUGUGAAGGAUUGGAAAAAGCUAUUUCCCAACUGAAGUCAGGAAGCUUGCCGGCUCCAGAAAAUAUCCAUAAUGUGGUAAAGACUUUUUACACCUGGAGGAAUGUUGCGGAAAGAACUGAAAAAGUGUAUGACCGGGUAGCCAGAGAAGCCGUGUUACCCAUGGACAAACGACUGGAUCGCCUCAUGUCUCACUGUGGCCCAGUAACAGGCUGUAUUUUUGCUUUGUUGGCCGUUUUCAACUUUCUCUUCCUCAUUUUCCUGCGAUGGAUGACCCCAGAUUCCAUCAUUGAUGUUGCAAUAGAUGCCUCAGGGCCGAAGGGGGCCUGGAUUCAUGAAUUUUCUUACAGUAAAAAAAAUGGCCAGAAUGAAGAGAUUUCUAAAACCAGGUAGAGGGAAGCCUGGAUAGUACAAUUUUAAACAUCUGCAAUAGUUCUACUGAGACUAUUGAAAAUAAGCUGAAUUUUUGUUUUUCAAGUUAAUUUAGUAAGUUAUGCUACCUCUGUAUCAUUCAAUGUUUUAUUUUGGGGAAAGAUAAAAACAUAUGAAAUCCCUGAGUGUUCAAACUCCUUGCACUUAUUUAACAUUUGAGAGAGAAAAUUUAAGCCACUCAGGUAUGCAGUUUUUCAGACUACUAAAAUCCCUCCAGCAGAGAUGUUUUAACAUUAUAUGUUGGGAGCUUUGGGUGCUGAAUGGCCAAACGUUUUCUGGGUAUUUUUUUUUUCUUUUGGCCAGUUUUUAAUAUUAUACCAUUAACCAGACAUUCACCAGAUGUUUACAGGUUUUCUUUAGGGAAAUACAACAAACUAUAUGAAUCAUUCUAGCUCUUGUUCUUAAACAUUUACUGGGUAUACUCGGUAAGUGUCGCAUAUAAUCAGCAGGCUUCUCCAGUCAGAUGGUCUUUUAGUUAUCAGCAUCUUUUGAGCACCUUUUCUAUUAGAACGUUAAGCUGGAUACUUCCUGCUAGUAAGGACCAGAGGCACAUUCCCUCUUUGCAUUAUACUCAAACGGGUUGGGUUGACUUGUGGUGGUGUAAAAGAUCCCACGCACCCCAAAACGGUUGUCCUAGUCUGAGCACUCCUUUGAUCCUCUUAUAUACGUUUUCCUAGGUAGAGCCUUUGUCUUCCGUUUUCCUUAUGGAAGGACUUUUUACGUUUGAAACUCUAAGGACCGAUAUCACUGUUUAUGAUUGUGCAGAAAGUCCACAUCUUUCACAGUGUGUGAUUUUGCCUUCUGUAAUGGCCUUUGUGCGUAGCAGAACGUACAAGGUGUGCCAUCCCCAGGUCAGCGGCUACCCUGCACCUUCGCUAGAAGCCGCUACCCUUCACUUGUGGCCUCGCUGAUAAGUAUUGGCAGUAAAGUCUCUACCCCAGAAUUUUGUUGUUGUUUAUAUCAGUCUGAGUCUCAAGAUUUUAGAAAUACGGUCUCUUUGUGGGUGGAUGUUGUUAACUGUAAGUAUGGUUGCCCUGAGCCAUGGGUUUUAUAACCCCAAAUUAGCCACACACUGUAUAUUAUUCAUUCUUGGAACUCUUUAGAUUUUUUGUGAUUAAAAAACUGAGAGAUUGGAAGGAUGAGGCACUUGGUGGGUGGACUAGAUGGUUUCUGCCAGUAUUGUGAUUCUUUACAGGAUUUUUUAAAUGAUAGCAUUCACAAAACUUCUUAAAAGUAUCUUAACAUGACUAUGAACUGGUUGCCACUGAUACAAAAGAAAUAUAUUUUGUUUGGUUUAUACUAAAACACAAAUGCAAGAGUGUACUUUCUAAAACCUAGAAAUUAGGGUUUCUUUUGUUGGAAGAAAAGUGGACUGAUGCAAACCAUUGAUUCUUAUUGGGAUUUUCCCAGGAAGAAAUGGAAUUAUAUAUAUAUGCAAUGUAACGUGCCAAUAUUUGUGAUAAAUUGAGAAACUGUAACGUUUGGUUUUAUUUAUUCUGUUCAGCAGUUUUUAAAGGCAUACUACUAAGCUUUCUUAUUUUUUGUUAUCAAAAUUGUCAUAUGUACUUAACGUAAAUUAUUUAAGACAGAGGAUUUAAAGUUGUCUUUGCAUGUAAAAUAUGUCAUUUGGAAAUUAAAAUUAUUUUCCUUGGAUUUUCUUUUAACAAAUGCAAAGUAAAUUUGCUUGUCUUCUGUAAAUCUUCAUUUUCAGGCUUCCAGGAUACCUUAGUUAUAGUCAGCGUUGCACUGAUCAGUAUGUGAAAGCAUAUUGCGUUACCCUGCUACUUAUAUUUAUUUGAACAUGAACUUACAGUGACAAGGAAUUUUUAAAAAAAUAUGCUGUAUUUCUUUUAAUAUUAUAAAAAGUCACACAUGUAAAACUGAUUUAUUAAAACAUGUUACAUGUCCAAAAAUAAAGCCUAAAAUGACAUUUUGACAAUUUUCUAAGUUUGUCUUGUUUUAUGAAUGGAAUAUUAUUUGCUAGCAG
Messenger RNA from Loxodonta africana (African savanna elephant), 3974 nucleotides. RefSeq names its product phosphatidylinositol glycan anchor biosynthesis class A (gene PIGA). Lineage: Eukaryota; Metazoa; Chordata; Mammalia; Proboscidea; Elephantidae. The record is from RefSeq and is a predicted model, not a curated record. Bases 491 to 1948 code for a protein of 485 amino acids. The transcript has 6 exons. Gene Ontology annotation, molecular function: phosphatidylinositol N-acetylglucosaminyltransferase activity. Gene Ontology annotation, cellular component: glycosylphosphatidylinositol-N-acetylglucosaminyltransferase (GPI-GnT) complex. Gene Ontology annotation, biological process: GPI anchor biosynthetic process.